Molecule: messenger RNA, 3095 nt
Organism: Polypterus senegalus (gray bichir)
Lineage: Eukaryota; Metazoa; Chordata; Cladistia; Polypteriformes; Polypteridae
Product: interleukin-17 receptor D
Exons: 12
Coding region: 131-1858 (575 amino acids)
Molecular function (GO): interleukin-17 receptor activity; protein binding
Source: RefSeq, a predicted model, not a curated record
UUGAGGCGGCAUCUGCAGUCGCAUAUCCCCGGCACGUAGAGGUCCCGAUUUGGAGACUCUGCCUGUACUGACUGGCCUCGUCUUGUCUCAAAGACAAACGUCCUCCUGCGAGGAAGGAGUGUGGAUCGGCAUGACCCCUAGCUCUUUGAAAUGGAUUUUAGCUGCUUGGCUGUUAGAUUGCCUGUUGGUUCAGAGCACCGAGGAAGUCAUCACACCUAAGAACUGCACGCUGGAAUGCAUUCUACAGAGUCAUCCAGAGUGUGAAUUUUGUCGUAUUACCAGCCAGAAUAUCAACGCUACUAUCAAUGUAUCGCAGACAAUGCUACAAGUCUUUGCAUCUUCUUUAGAUUGUGUUCCCAAGCCAUGUAAUACCCUGCUAAGAAGAAGCAACCUUAAUCCCUGUGAACAUUUUGUAAAAGCUCCACACAAUGUCAAUGUAAAAUUUGGUAACAUAUCAAACAAGGAACAUGAAACAGUGGUGGUCUCCUGGCAGCCCAGCGAGGAGGGGAUAGAAUUCCUGGUUGGUUUUCAGAUCAGUGUGCAGAUACCAGGAGGAGAAGUAGUAGGAUGUCAGCUGCUGUUAUUCCACUCUAACUUCUCUUUGGAAGUUGGCAAAUCCCAACAGGUGUACCAGUCUGAUCCCUUUCCCAACCUGGAGCUGGGAACAGAGUAUGUUGUGACAGUAAUUGCUUUGCCAGUCCCUGAGCAAUGGGAAUAUUACUACACAGCAAAAUUCUUCAGAACACGCAGUUGCGCCCAAAUAAAUGGAGUGGAGAAAUGCAGAGCAGAUUGGUCUCCCAGAAACAUCACCAUGUAUCAAGAGGGAAGGGAUGCUAUUUUGUCAUUUUCAAUGGCUCCUCCUCAACUAAAUAUUGAAAAUUACUUCGCAUUUUGUUCAGGUGACAAGAUAAACAAAUAUACUAAUGUUCCUGGGAUUCAAGGCGAAAAUCAGACCCAUGUCAGUUUCCGACUGACUGACCUCCAAUUCAGGGUUCCUUAUUCUUGUGAGAUAGCAGCAGAUAUUGAGGAUGCAAAAAGGAAAGUUUAUAAAUUCAUGUUAGAAGAUACUUCAGCACAAUCGGUCAUCACGACAAACAGCCUGUUGAUCAUAAUCUGCAUUAUUCUGUUUCUCUUAUCUGUGUUUUUUCUCCUGAUCCUUCUAUUCUACCAAAGGAAAAAAAGGAAAGGAAAUAAAGGCAAGCUUGAAUUCCCUGAAGAAAAUCCCCUAGAUUCAAUAUCUUCAGACUCUCCCAUCCUCAGACAUAUUCGCCCACAGGUCUUUAUCCUGUAUUCCAGCUCUGAUGGCCCAUACCAUGUCGCAGUUGUGCUACAAUUUGCAGUGUUUCUUCAGCAGCAUGCCGCUGUGCAGGUCUCCUUGGACCUUUGGGAACAGCUACAAAUUGCAGAACAUGGGAAGAUGAAUUGGCUGUGCCAGAAAAUAGAAGAAAGUGACUUUGUACUGGUGGUAUGCUCCCAAGGAAUGUACAAAAUGUCUAAUAGGCAAAUGGUAACCCAAGCAAAUGAGGAAGUAGAUGUUUCCAUAGUGGGAAUUUCAAUGAUUGCAGAGGACAUGUAUCGUGCAAAGUCUCAAGGGUUGAGCAUGUCCAAGUAUAUUACUGUCACUUUUGAAUACACCAGUGAACAAUACAUUCCCAAGAUGUUAUAUCUGGCAUCCAGGUACCAUCUGAUGUUCAGCCUUCCUUUAUUGUUCUCUCACCUUCACCAGGUGCAGAUGCAUAAACCUGGCAUACAAUUGCAUGUGGAUGUCAUGACUCCAGAAGGAUACAUUAAAGUCCCUUCUGGGUGUUCACUUUAUUGUGCUCUUCAUAAAGCAACACAAAUAUACAAUGAAACAUGAAUGCAGCAUGAAACCCAGGAUAUGGUUUUCAAACUCAAGCCUAUGUUAUAUUUAAAAUAAGUGCAUUUGCAAGAUAAAUGGUUAAUUAAAUAAUCUACUUAUAUGAAAGGAAACUUCUAAACAUUAAACCACACUGUGUGCAAUCCAAUAUAUUUCUAGCCUACAAUAAGAAGAGUUGUUUCAAUUAAUUGCAAUAUAUAUUCAUUAAAAGUUAUUAAUCAGUUAGUAAACACCUUUAACAUAUUUUAUGUAACAUAUUUUCAUAGUGAUAACAAUUCCUGGGCAAUAUUCAAGCAUAUACUGUACACAAUAAGUACACAUAUUGUAUAUACAUAUCUCUCUAUUAUAAAAGAAGCACAGGUGGAUCACAUCACUUACGUAGAAUCAUUUGGACAGUUUGUGGUGAGAUUUUAACAUCCUGGCUAAAUGCUCUGCUUAUGCCUACAAGUGCUCUUACCCAUUUGCAAUAGAUGAUAUCAACAGAAGACUCAGCUAGAAAAAAUCACAGAAUUUGAACCACUACAGUAGAAACACCCAGACACUAUGGAUCUACAUGGCACAUAAUGCAAACACUCUGCAUAAUUAGAGAACACUGCAAAAACUCCAGGAGACACAGUGAGUGUGAGAGAGGAAAGGACAAGAACCAAAUUGGAAAACUAAGGCAACAAAAGUUCUCUCUCAGGUGUGGUGCCACAGAUGGGCAAAAUAUCUUCAGAGCAACUGCAACACCAAGGAAAACUCAUAAGAUGAUUUCACAGGAAGUUAAAGAGAAUGUUACCCAGCAAGUGUCUGCAGAGCAGGACUCGCUACUUGGAAAGACUGAAAGAAAAACAAGUGAUCUUCUGGAUUCUAAUAGGCACAUAGUCCGAAGGAGUAUUGUGGACUGUGGAGGGCCUUCAAAUAAUUUUGCAGUAUUAAGGAUACCUUUCAAGGGUUGCUGAGGACACAGCAGAAAAAAAAACAAUGGGAACCCCUACAGGCAGAGCUGCUGUCCCUAUGGCAAAAAGGCCACCUGUUAGGAAAGUGAUGCAAAGAAGAGGCUGCAUUUUAUCUAGAUGUGGGAGAAGUUUAAUUAGAUAAUAAAAAGAGGUAGGAAACUACCAGGUGAAAAGGACAAAUACUGGUGAAAGAAGGACAAUAAAGGCAUCAGGAAUUAAUGUUUUGUAAUAGUUCUCUCUUUGAAUGAUCUGAAUUGGUGUGCUAUAAAACAAUACACACAUCAUUCUGAAUACCUGCA